AUGGUGUUGCUAGUUGAAGCACUUUGUAAGAGUAGAACUUUCUUCACUUUAUAUAUCGGUGACAAUCGGCUUGGACUUCUCGGAUCAAGAGCAUUAGCGGAGAUUUUUCAAAAAAACACUGCAUUAACGACUCGGAAGCUUUAUCGCGUUGAGACCAGCAUUAAUGAUGGAAUUAUAUUAGUCGAAGACGUUCUUCAGAACAAAACGUUGGCUUCACUAGAUUUUAACAAUAAACUUCAAAAAGAAUCUACAGACGCACUUUCUAAAAAUCCGACUUUAGCUUCCUUUAAUCUUAUUAAUACUGAAGGAGUAGUCGCAUUAGAAAAUUCCCUUUAUAAUAACACAACUUUAACCUCAUUAAAUAUUAAUUAA
Cetraspora pellucida is the source of this 372-nucleotide messenger RNA. The record is from the annotation of a GenBank genome assembly. Lineage: Eukaryota; Fungi; Glomeromycota; Glomeromycetes; Diversisporales; Gigasporaceae.